AUGUCGAGUCCGGCGAGUCGAGUCGAGGCUCGUCUGAUUUUCGACGAGUCGAACUCGGUCGAGCCCGGUGGCGGAGAAAUGUCGAGUCGAGUCGAGCCCUGCAGCUCGACUCGUCCGACUUUGAGCCAUGGCGUGGACCGAGAGCAGGUCCCUAAAAAAGUAUGGACGGAUAAGCUGAAGGAAGUCAUUCAGCAGCAGUUUGAUGUGAAGGAUGAAUCCUAUAAGAACGUGUGCGUGGUGCAGGUGAAGGCUGUAUUUAUCAAUGAGGUCGAUGUGGACAUCUUUGUAGCUAAUCACCCCCACAGUGGGGAACCCGCCGGCAUCGCAGGUAAUACGAAGAAUCGCGUACGAAAUGCAUACAGAUUAGUGGGCUCGAUCAGGCAAGAGGAAAAUAAGCUUACCUCUAGAUUCAUUCGCUAA
Molecule: messenger RNA, 420 nt
Organism: Perkinsus marinus ATCC 50983
Lineage: Eukaryota; Perkinsozoa; Perkinsida; Perkinsidae
Exons: 2
Coding region: 1-420 (139 amino acids)
Source: RefSeq, a predicted model, not a curated record